This is a messenger RNA of Crotalus tigris (Tiger rattlesnake), 1044 nucleotides long. Its product is annotated as vomeronasal type-2 receptor 26-like. The coding region runs from base 1 to 1044 and encodes 347 amino acids. The record is from RefSeq and is a predicted model, not a curated record. Lineage: Eukaryota; Metazoa; Chordata; Lepidosauria; Squamata; Viperidae. Gene Ontology annotation, biological process: G protein-coupled receptor signaling pathway. Gene Ontology annotation, cellular component: membrane. The transcript has a single exon. Gene Ontology annotation, molecular function: G protein-coupled receptor activity.
AUGUACAUUGUAAAUCAUUCCAUCACUACCUUUGUGGGUUGUCUACAACAGAAAGGGAACAGUCAUGUCAUCCCUCAGGGAGAGAUAAUGCUGAUGGCAGAUGCCCUUGAAAUUCUUAGAAAAAGAUUCUUCAUUUCAGAUGCAGCUGAAUGUGACUCUUGCCUAGAAGAUCAAUACCCCAACAAGGACAAGCACCAGUGCAUUGCCAAGAAGCUCCACUUCCUUGCCCAUCAAGAGACGCUGGGAUUAACCUUAGUCUCUUUCACACUUUUUCUCUCUGUGAUCACAUUGGCAGUCCUGGUGAUUUUCCUUAAGCAUCGUGACACACCAAUUGUCAAGGCCAACAACCGAGAUCUCACUUACACCCUCCUGGUCUCCCUUCUUUUCUGCUUCCUCUGCUCCUUCCUCUUCAUUGGGCAACCCAAGAAGUUAACCUGUCUCUUCCGACAAUCUGCCUUUGCCAUUCUCUUUUCCCUUGCAGUUUCUUCUGUGUUAGCAAAAACUGUCAUGGUGGUUCUUGCCUUUAUAUCCACCAAGCCAGGGAACAGCACCAGGAAACUCUUAGGUAAACCACUGACCAACUCCAUUGUCUUAGCCUGUCCCCUGGUCCAAGCAGUUCUUUGUGCCAUCUGGCUGGGAACUUCUCCUCCAUUUCCAAACUUGGACUUCCACUCACUGAUUGGUGAGACCAUCUUGGAAUGUAAUGAAGGCUCAGCUUCAAUGUUUUUCAUUGUCUUUGCCUACCUUGGCUUUUUGGCCCUCAUCAGUUUCACAGUGGCCUUUUUAUCUAGGAAAUUGCCUGAUAGUUUCAAUGAAGCCAAGUUCAUUACUUUUAGCAUGCUGGUCUUUUGCAGUGUUUGGAUCACCUUCCUUCCCAGUUAUUUGAGCACCAAAGGGAAGUCCAUGGUGGUUGUGGAGAUCAUCUCCAUCUUGGCCUCUGGGGCUGCUCUCUUGGUUUGUAUCUUUUUUCCCAAAUGCUACAUUAUCCUAUUGAGGCCCAAUCUGAAUUGUAGAGAGAAUAUAAUGAGGAAUAAGAAUCUCUGA